Sitophilus oryzae (rice weevil) is the source of this 2281-nucleotide messenger RNA. RefSeq names its product neuroendocrine convertase 1-like. The transcript is spliced from 12 exons. The record is from RefSeq and is a predicted model, not a curated record. Gene Ontology annotation, cellular component: trans-Golgi network; Golgi membrane. The coding region runs from base 173 to 2218 and encodes 681 amino acids. NCBI's taxonomy places the organism in Eukaryota, Metazoa, Arthropoda, Insecta, Coleoptera, Curculionidae. Gene Ontology annotation, molecular function: serine-type endopeptidase activity. Gene Ontology annotation, biological process: protein processing.
AUCCAUUAGAAAUGGAAAAGCAGCGUCGCGAUUCAUUUCCAAACAUUCUCCAUUCUCUCCACAAUUGUUUUCGAUAGGUUUUAGCGCGGUUACCAUUAAAAGUAAACUGAAACAGUCGGAAUUUCUAAAAGAAAAAGUAUAAUUAUAAAGUCAAAUUAAUAAUAUUAAACAAAUGCUUGAGCUCCGUGUUUAUAAAUUUGUUUGUUUUGUUUAUAUCGUUUUUAGUUAUUGUUCGGGUAAAGAAUAUGUGGUGAGAAUUGAUGGUGGGCCACUUGUUGCCGAACUUUUGGCCGUAGAAACGGGGCACGUGUUUAAAGGACCGGUUCUCGGCUUUGAUGACACUUACGUAUUAUUAGCAACGGACAAUCCUACACUGCUGCCAAAUGAACGAAAAAGAGGAUAUACAGGGAAAAGGAUUUCGGAUGAUCAAAGGGUAUUGUGGGCUGAGGAACAGCAUGUCAAAUCAAGACAAAAAAGAGAUUUUCAACCUCUGGAUCCUUCGGAUAUUCCUAAAGAAAGAACGAAGAGGGUGGAAUUAGAAAAUACACUAUCCAGAUCUAACGAAAAUAGAACAAAAGCUGGGCAAAUUAAAACUAGAAAAAAACGAUUUAUUAUAUCUGUCGAAAAUGAAAAGACUGACCAUACGUUUAAUGAUGAAUUAUGGAGCCAGCAGUGGUAUUUGAAAGACACAAGGACACAACUAGACCUUCCAAAGCUCGAUUUAAACGUUCUUCCUGUAUACAAAUCCGGAAUAACAGGAAAAGGCGUCAGAGUAACCAUUCUGGAUGACGGUCUGGAGUAUACCCACGAUGACUUAAACAACAAUUACGAUGCAGAGAUCAGUUACAAUUGCAACGAGGAAAAUGGGAACCCAUUGCCCAGAUACGAGAUAACCAAAUCGAACAGCCACGGGACCAGAUGUGCUGGUGAAGUAGCCAUGGUGGCGAACAAUAUGAAAUGCGGUGUUGGUGUUGCGUUUAAUGCCAGGAUUGGUGGUGUAAAAAUGUUGGAUGGUUUGGUAACAGAUCGCAUUGAAGGCACAGCGCUAGGAUACGCUCAACAUUUAGUAGAUAUAUACAGUGCUUCGUGGGGUCCCAAUGAUGACGGUAAAACUGUAGAUGGCCCAGGAAGACUUGCAAGAGAAGCUCUUGAAAGAGGAAUAAGAACAGGAAGAAAUGGAAAAGGAUCGAUUUACGUUUGGGCAUCUGGAAAUGGAGGCAGUCGAGGUGACAACUGUAACUGUGACGGUUACCUAGCCAGCCCGUACACGAUUUCCAUUGGUAGUGCUUCCCAAAAAGGAGAAUUUCCCUGGUAUGGAGAAGCUUGCGCGUCCACGUUGGCCGUGACAUACAGUAGCGGCGCGUACAAGGAUCAAAUGAUAGCUACCACAGAUCUAAACAACAAAUGCACCAUAAAACAUACUGGCACGUCAGCUUCAGCACCUUUAGCAGCUGGAAUCAUAGCUUUAGCUUUGGAGGCAAACCCAUCUUUAACAUGGAGAGACGUCCAGCACCUGAUAGUGUGGACCUCGGAACUGGCCCCGGUGGCCGAGAAUCCAGGCUGGCAGAAAAACGCAGCCGGUCUGUGGUUCAGCACGAAAUUCGGCUUCGGCCUGAUGAACGCUUUCGGCCUGGUGUCGGCCGCGGCCAAUUGGACCAACGUGCCGGAAUACCACACGUGUGCGGUCGCCUUUAGCGGAGCGGCGAAUUCAAAAAUAACGUCUGGCAAUCCGGCAAAGGUAACAGCCCAAUCGACAGGAUGUUUGGAUACUAAGGAUCAAGUUACUUUCCUGGAACAUGUCGAAGUUAGAACCACAAUCAACUACACUGUGAGAGGAGCGCUAGAAAUACAAUUAACGUCACCGGCAGGAACUACUGUCCAACUUUUAGCCCCUCGAAAAUUUGACGUCAGUUCUAAAGGUUUCAUCAAUUGGACAUUUAUGUCAGUCAUGACUUGGGGAGAACUAGCCACUGGGACUUGGACAUUAGUUGUUUCAGAUAACACGGGACACACAGCGAACAUUGGCUAUUUAGGCGAAACUACUUUGAUACUACGUGGUACCGAGGAGCCCCCGUCGCACAUGAGACAUGGACCUAGAAAUUACAACGAAGAUUAUAAUAGAAUUCAUAACAGAGUCGAACAGGCUAAACUAUCGAAUAUGCCAUAUAAGCGACCCAGUACGCCCUUUGAUUACGACUAUUACAACUAUUUAAAUUGAUUGUAUAUGGAAUAUAUAAAAAGAAAUGUAAAAAAUAGUAUUAAAUAAACGCACUUAAUAAUA